This is a messenger RNA of Penicillium psychrosexuale, 2574 nucleotides long. RefSeq names its product ankyrin repeat domain-containing protein. NCBI's taxonomy places the organism in Eukaryota, Fungi, Ascomycota, Eurotiomycetes, Eurotiales, Aspergillaceae. Gene Ontology annotation, molecular function: protein binding. The record is from RefSeq and is a predicted model, not a curated record. The coding region runs from base 1 to 2574 and encodes 857 amino acids. The transcript has 2 exons.
AUGGCUGCGGCAAAGCAAACACUGGAACAGCUCAACUACCGACAAGAAGGCAAUGAAAAGUCUUGCAUUCUCGACUGGCUGUCUGCCGUCGAUUACACGUUACAGCAGAGUGAUCUUCUCGGUCGACGACAAGCGGGAACUGGGAAAUGGCUUCUCGAUUCGAAAGAAUAUAAACAUUGGCUUCGAACACGCCGAGGCACCUUGUUUUGUCCAGGAAUGCCGGGUGCGGGAAAGACCAUCUGUUCUGCUAUCCUUGUCGAUGAUUUGACUACGCGCUUUGAGGAUACUCCAGAUGUCGGAAUAGCUUACAUUUAUUGCAACUUCAAUCGACAAGAUGAACAGACAGCUCAAGAGUUGCUUUCAAGUCUGUUGAAGCAAUUAAGUCAGAAGAAGACAUCUGUUCCGGAUACAGUCAAGGACCUAUACAAGCGCUACAAAACCGCAUCGACGCGUCCGCGAUUCGAUGAAAUAUCGAAAGCUCUGCAUUCAGUCGUUUCCACGUAUUCCGAUGUGUUUAUUGUCAUCGAUGCCCUCGAUGAGUGCGAAUCCACUUGCCGUACCAGGGUUUUGGACGAACUCAACAAAAUUCGUGCCGGGCCUGGAGCACAUGUCUUCGCCACGUCAAGACCUACGGAAAUUAAUGAUUUGUUUGAAGGGGGUUCCUUUUUGGAGAUCCAGGCUCAUGAAGACGACGUUAGACGGUACCUUGAUGGGAACAUGUUCCGACUCCCAGGGUUUGUGAGCCGAAAUACUGCAUUGCAAGAGGAGAUCAUGACUGUCAUCUCAUGCCAUGUACAGGGAAUGUUCCUUCUUGCACAGCUUUAUUUCGAGUCAUUGAUCGGUAGAAGGUCAGCCAAAUCUACCCGAACCGCUCUGAAAGAGCUGUCGAAGGGGUUCAAUGAAUAUGCAUACGACAAGGCCUAUGACAACGCUAUGAGCCGAAUUCAGAGGCAGUUAGGAGAGCAGACUGACUUGGCGAUGCAAACCCUGUCCUGGCUUGUAUGUGCAAGAAGACCACUUACUUCACUGGAGCUCCAGCAUGCGCUUGCAAUAGAGGAAGGGGAAUCUAUGGUCGACGAGGAGAACAUGCCGGAAGUCGAAGACAUCCUUGCUGUGUGCGCUGGUCUUGUUACUGUUGAAAAUGAAAGCGGGAUAAUUCGACUGGUUCAUUAUACGACGCAAGAAUACCUUGAACGGAAGAAAGAUUUACUAUUUCCCAGCGCCGAAAAUGAUAUCAGCACGUUGUGCGUUACUUACAUCUCAUUCGACACAUUUGGAUCUGGAGUUUGUGAAAGCGAUGCGGCGUUUGAGAAGCGUUUGCAAUCACAUCCAUUCUACUUUUAUGCGGUACGCCAUUGGGGCGACCAUGUAAGAGCAACCAAAGAUCUGCAUCCUGACGUGAUAAAGUUUCUGAAAAAUCAGUCAAAAGUUGAAGCUUCAGAACAAGCACUCCAUGUCAGGAGGCACUCAAUCCCAAAAGAUUGGAGCCAGAAUUUUCCAAGGGAAAAGACGGGACUGCAUCUCGCUGCAGACCGUGGAAUUGAGGAAGCAGUAUCCUACUUUCUUCAACACCGGCACUCCGUGGACGUACGUCAUAACGGUGGCUGGACAGCAUUGCAAUAUGCCAUUUCAAGAGACCACCUGAAUGUCGUCAAGUUACUUCUUUCCUGUGGAGCUGAUGCAAACGGAACAGGUCAGGAUAAUUUCACCAGCCCACUUUCACUUGCUGCCCAGUAUGGGCAAGAGGACAUUGUCAGACUUCUUCUUGAGCGCGGAGUUGACAUUGAUGGCCAGACUGGAUGGUACCAAACCGCACUCAUCGCAGCGUGUGACAAGGGCUAUCUAAAUAUCGUUGAAACUCUCCUUAACAACAAUGCAAAUAUCAAUGCCGAGAGUGAGAUACAUGGUACACCCCUCGCUGCUGCGUCAGAGGCGGGUCACUGGAAAAUUGUGACCUUCUUACUUGAGAAGGGGGCUACACCCAGUUCUCAAGGGAACGAAGGUGAAACCGCUUUGGCAUCAGCAGCAUUACAGGGCCAGGAAGAUAUCGUACAAAUCUUGCUCGAUCAUCACGCGGAUGUCAACCAACGAGAAGGAACUGCCCUCAUAGCGGCUUGUCGCAGCGGGCAUGAGCAAGUGGUACGAAUACUCCUGGCUAAUGGUGCCGACCCGAAUGCGGGAAACGGAGGACACAGCAGCGCACUGGUAGCAGCUUCGAUGAACGGAAAUCAGCAAAUAGUGCACAUGCUCCUCGAGAACGGUGCCAACAUCAACGCGGAAAGUUAUCUCGGUCCAGCACUAGUUGCUGCUGCAAAAACGGGGAAUGGCCACAUAGUCAAGGUGUUACUCGAAAACGGUGCUGAGAUUCACGGCCGUGGCAAAGUCCAGGGAUGCGCAUUACAUGCAGCUGCUUCCCGCGGAGAUAGCCAGAUAGUGCAAAUGCUCCUCGACAGAGGUGCUGACAGCACCAUUCGUGCUGGUGUUUACAAAACGCCCCUGCGAGCAGCCUUGAUCGGAGGUCAUCAGGAGGUUGCCGCGCUUCUCAAAAGACAGGGGCAGCAGCUGAGGGUCUGA